AAAUGGUAACUAUUGACUCUUGGAAUAAAGCAUGCGCAGAGUCUAUUCAAAUUGCCAAGACAUCAUCAAAAGAUGUCUCUUCAGAAAAAUCAACAACUGGCAAAGAAUCAAUUGCCAUAUCUGGUAAAAUCAGUGAAUCAGAAAAAAAUAUUACUGGCAAUUUAACUAGCGACGUGGUUUCAGAAUUAGCGCCCGAAGAAAUUGCCUCUAAAUUGGCUCUAAUAGUUAAACAUUUACAGAAAAAGGACUAUCGAAAUUUAUUUUCUUGGCCGUGGACUGAUGUAUUUGCACCAGGGUUUAAAAAGUUGUUCCCUGAGCAGACGACAUUGAGACAGGCUAUGAGCGAUGUUUCACAGCAUAAAAUCUUAUCUGCACUCAGCUUGUAUUCAAUAUGUUAUGUCAUGUUUGAAAAUGCUGCAAAAUAUGGCACUGAUAAUGAGUCUUUCCUGUAUAAGUACGGGAAAAAGAUGCAAGAGUUUUUGCUGAAAGAAUGUCAAAAGCAGUUUCCAGGUUUCUCUGUGCCCGACGGGGAGGUGAUUUUGAAUGGAGUGGAUAAAUAUUCAGAGAGGAAGAGAAAAGCAUCGUUUGAAGAAGGUAGUGGCGAUAGAUCGCCGGCUAAGUUGUCGAAGUUGGAAGAAACGGUCGUGGACUUGUUGGAUAGAGGCAAAGAUGACAACGAGGAAUUGAGAACUGUGAUGGACGCUUUUGUGAGUAAAAAUGCGGCAGGCGAGAGAGUGUUGAAGUUUGUCACUCCUGAAGAGAGCCAGGAGACCAUCACCUCUCACUCCUAUGUAAACACUCAGCCCAAAUUCGACAAAGCUAAAGUACAGGUGAAGCCUUACAGAUACCACACAGUUGCGCCUUUUUCCUCUCACGCACCUGCUUAUGACUCAUCCCUCAGUUCGUUUAGCAAGGAGGACUCGGAUCUGCUUUACGAGGAAUACUUUGGAAAACCUCAGAAGCAGUUUGCGCGUGAAAUCCUGCACUUCGCCAAAAAAAAUAAUUUCAUCACAACGUACUUUGCCGAAGAGUACUUCCAAUCGGUUAUCAACGACCCCUCAAUUCCAGACGACCUUGAAAUUCCCUCGAACCUCUCUGAAUCCAACUACGAACCACCUGGUCAAGAAGAGCUGGAAAAGUUGAAAGAUCUCUCGAAACUGGGAAUAGAUGUCAGUUUUCUGGAAACACCGGAAUCGGAAUCCAAAGAGGUUCCGAAAGAGGAAUCGCUGCUAAAAAAUCUAUCUGCCAAUGAAUUGCUUGACAGAAUGAUGUCCUUGCAGAAUCGAAGAUUGAGUCAGCGAAGUGUGAACGCAAAGUUGUUCAAUCAAGAAGAAUUGAUUUCUUCAGUUUUGGUAGAAAAGCUAGCGGAUGCUAUCGGCAGUAAAUCACAGCGUGCAGACUCAGUUGUAAAUUGAUAGUCAGUAAAAAACUAGGUUAGCUUAGUAUCAAUUGUUUUGGCUCUGUUUGAUGUAACGUUAAUUUUGUUCUUGGUUAAUUUGACUAUAUUAAAAGUUUCUUAAUUUGGUUAAUUUGACUAUUUUCAAAAG
Molecule: messenger RNA, 1547 nt
Organism: Symsagittifera roscoffensis
Lineage: Eukaryota; Metazoa; Xenacoelomorpha; Acoela; Convolutidae
Product: bromodomain-containing protein 9-like
Exons: 4
Coding region: 3-1415 (470 amino acids)
Molecular function (GO): protein binding
Source: RefSeq, a predicted model, not a curated record